GAAUUUGCUCAUAAAAAUGUUCACUAUGAAAACAUUUGGAUUAUUUCUCUAAUGUGCUAUUUAUGUUGGGAUUUAUUUAUGACUUUCUUUUUGGAGCAAGACUAAUUCUUGCGUUUCGGUGGUUUCAUUUGAACUACUUAUUUAUUUAACCCAACAAAAUGUUAUUCCCUUUUUAACCCCAGAGUUGGGUUAUUUAUAACGAUGGAGUUUUAAGAGACAUUUUAAUCCAAAAACGGUCAAACUCUUUUUUUUAUCUCAUAAUUUUUUCAUUUCUACUUAAUGAAAGUUUGUUUUUCUUUUUGCUACCUAAUGGUUUCUGGAACCCCCCCCAUCCCCUGGAGACGUUUCCAGCUCAGCUCAGUGUGGACUCUGCAGGUCACGUGUUCAGUCUAAAGCGACCUCGAGGUCAGUUGGUGCCGGAAAUGAGACUUUAAGAGAAUAUUUUGCUGUAAUCCAACAUGACGUGUUGGCUUUUCGAAGCCCCGUUCUGGGCGCGUGAGGGUUUCCUACGCGCAUCCUGGAGUUUGGAGAAAAACGCGCGCGUGCUGCCCUGAACGGUGCGCGUUUCAAUCCGCGCGGCACUCCCUCGCCCUUUGACACACAUUGCAUUAAGCCACGAUGAGUUUGGAGCGCAGGCGCCAUGUGCUCUUCUUUAUCCAGCCCUAAAAGAGACAAACAUCCCGGUGACCAAUGGUAGCGCGCGCGCGCGCGCGCAGAGAUGCUGGCGGAGUCUGAGGGGAGGGGGCACUUUCGGUGGGUGGGACGAGCGGCGGUAUAGAAAGGGGGAUGCUGCAGCCCCGUCCCCUUCAUAUCUCUCUCCACCCAGCCCUAGAAUAAAAAGCACCGGUGACGUGCGCGCAGGGAAGCACCCAGCAGUAUGUGCGCGCCCACGGGAGGGGCCGAUAGAAAAUGGCGAGUCUGUGCAAAAGGCAGCAAUGCACGAUAGAGAGGCGCGGCUUUCGGCAGGAACUUGACUCUUGGAGGCACAAACUCAUUCACUGUGUAGGCUUUGAAAGCAUCUUGGAGGGCUUGUUUGGGCCGAGAAUAGUCAAGGAUAUCACUCUGUUCCGAGACUGCGAGCCGGAGGAAGUGUCUGACUGGUCCUUCGAUGAAAACUGUCUCUUCUGCUGCUUAAGACGCGAGAAAAGCAAGGAGCACGGCGUGGAGAACGGCGCCGUCAGCCACGCACUGGUGGACUGUGAGGACUUCAAGCAGGAGCAGUCUCGGAUCAGCCGGCUGGAGAGACAGGCCCAAGACUUCCUCAAUGCUGUGUUCCACAGAAAAGACCUCCCAAGUUUCUCAGACCCUCACAUUCCUCUAGUGGCUCGCGAGAUCAUGCAGCGAAUGAUCCGCCAGUUUGCUGCCGAAUAUACCUCAAAAACUACUCAGGACGACCCGCCCCUGCCCAACGGCACCAUGAAGGACCAAAGCCUGCCGAGAGCGGUGUCUCUGGCCCCGGCCCCCAGCUCCCCGCCCGGGCCCACGCCUCGAUCCCCUCCAUCGUCCGCCUCCUCCUCGCCGUCCCCGACCCCGGGACCGGGCUUCGGCCCGGCCUGCGCCGUCGUCGCCUCCACGCCCUCCUGCACCCACAGCAGCAACGGCACGGGGGGAGGAGGAGGAGGGGCCGCCGCUGCCUCCGCACAGAACCCCGUCCUCAGCAAGCUCCUCAUGGCCGACCAGGACGGCCCGCUGGACCUCACCGUCAAAAAGAUCCCGGCGGAUCCGGAGCCCAGCCAGCAGGACGGCGUCCUGGACCUCUCCACCAAGAAGAACCACAGCGGGGGGAGCCCCAUCUCCCUACCCGGCUUCAGCCCUGCGCCCCCGCUCAAAGGGUGUUCGCUCAAAGCAGAGCAAACCCUGUCCGAGGUGGAGGAUGAAGACGGUCCGAUGCCAAGAACUCUGCAGGACAGACUCCGGGAGGGCUACGCCAACGCCAACUCCUUCAAGCCGCCGCUGGCCCGCUCUCUGCGCAUCAAGGAGGAGCUCAUCAGCCAAAAGCAUCGGCUGUUGAGCCAGCCCACGCCUCUGUCGUUGGCUAGCUUAGAGUCCGCCGGCUUGCUUAAUCACGGGCAGUCCCACUCGCUGCUCAGCCAGAAGAGCUCCGCCUCUUUCUGGGGGAACAAGGCCCAGCUGGAGAGCCUGAUGAAGCUAAAGCAGGCCAGCGGCGCUCUGAGUGACCUCAAAGACCUGCCUCCGUUCCUGGAGAACCACCACCACAACCACCACGGAGCCUUCUCCUUUAAGGGUACCCUUCACCAUCAAAGUCACAAUCAGGUCUCAAAGAGCCAACACCACAGUGAAGGCAAGAGAGAGCAGGGCCACUCCCCCCCCGUGGAUCUGAAGAUCCCCCAGGUCCGAGGAAUGGAUCUUUCCUGGGACUCCCAUUCCUCUGACCUGUACGGGUUCGGCGCCAUGGGCGUGGGGGGAGGGGCCCACGGCGAUAGCACCCUAAGCCGGAAGCUGAGAGCCAUUCUGCCGAAGCAGAACCGCCGCGGAGGAAGUCUUGGAAGCCUGCUGGACGGGUCGGGCGACUACUGGAGCUCCGAUUUGGACCACUCCAGUUCUGGACCGGCCUAUUCAAUCUCUGACGUGGAAGGGGACCCGAGCUCCAAGCAGCCAAGGAAAAAGAGGGGCCGCUACCGGCAGUACAACAGCGAGAUUUUGGAGGAAGCCAUAGCAGUCGUGAUGAGCGGGAAGAUGAGCGUGUCCAAGGCGCAGAACAUGUACGGGAUCCCGCACAGCACCCUGGAGUACAAGGUCAAGGAGCGCAUGGGAACCCUGAAAAACCCCCCAAAGAAGAAGCUCAAGCUGAUGAUGAAGAUGGAGGCAGGAAGCCAGGAUUUUCCCGCCGAGUCCGAGAACACGCCCACCACAACCCCGAGGGAAGACGGCCUGCCGCUAGCAGCUGCCGAGCUCAAGGACGAUGUCCAAGAGGACGACAGUUUCAAACCAAUCGACUAAACCAUUUACACGUGUCAACCUCAGUCACAUGACCUACGUCAGACGAAAAACGGAUGGGGCUUUCUUUGUGCCAUUUUACUUUGCAGUAUCCGGGUGAGCACAAAUGCAGGGAUAAUAGAGAGAAGGAGGCUUAAACAGACUGGAGAGGAUCAACCAAUCGGAGCGUUUUUAUGCAGCGUCACUGGAGGGAUGCUGAGCAAGCGUUUGUUUAGCUUUUCUAACCAGGAGCCCGACAAAUGCAACUGAAGACACUCAUUCAAAAUGACAAUGAAUUCAAUUUCCUUAAGCAUGCUGAUAAUCCCCCACCCGAAACCCCGGCCUCCCCUCUUCUCCGGACUUGAACCUCUGAUCCGCCGCUGCGUCUGAGCGCAGCCCGGGUUCUGGACAGAUUCGAUUUCAGGUCGAACAACUGAGGGGGGAGGCUUAAAAAAAAAGAAAAAAACAAGACAAACUGAUGAAUGGGUCCCUUUACCACACCCCCCCCCCUCUCUGGAAAGUUGUGAAGUGAACUGUCUUUUGCAUUGGAAGCUAACUCUAAGGUGAAACCAUACCAUUGAUAUUCCUCUGAAGGGUUCGGAGUCCAACCCAUUCUCUCUUAUUGCCAGGUAGCCAUGAUGCUUUAACUGCAAACCUUUUGUUUCCUCCUUGAAAAUCUUCUGCUAAUCUCUGUGUGGACGAAAGCAAGUUGACGCCGUCCUUUUCCGAACGAGAGAAGACACACAAAAGUCAUUCAGGGAUGCGUGUUUGUGAGUUUUGUGGACACUACUGACUUCUAGAAUCAACUUCUUUUCCUCUAUCUUUUGGUUUGAUUUGUUUUGCUUUCUUUUGCACUACACUUUGGGUCUGGCGCUUGCAGACCAGGUUACCUCGGCAUUGUUGCCCAUGCAUCAUGCACUUAUUAUGGUCUGUCUCUGAAGCCCCAACCUUGCAACAGGUCAUAGGUGCAUGUCGCCUGCGCUGGCUGAUUCAUACUCAGAUCCAGAACGUUCUGAAUUCACCCUCUGUUUUUUUUAUUUUUUGUUUUGCCAAGGGACAACUUGAAGGGUACUCUGAUUAUGGAUCAGCUGUUUUUAAGGCGGGAUGCUACCUCAUGGACCUGCAUCAGUCUGUCACUGCUGAUCCCGGAAAGGCGGAGCCACCUGCAGGUUGGUGACCAAAGUGAGCUCGACCCCCUGAUGGAGAUAUUUAUGGGAUGACGGCCUUUUCGGAUCAGAAUGUGCAACUGUGCUGCUAUCCAGCUUAUUAUCUAGCUCUUAAAAAAGGCUAUGGCUAGCCCAGGCUAAAGGAGUUUAGCUCGUCUUAGCUAAAUACAACAUAUUGCUGUUGUUUUGUUUUGCUUUUUUUAUUUUUGUUUUUUUAAGCUAAGCAGAAGCAGCUUAAUUUAUGAAUUUUAGAAGAAAUUCCUCCCCCUCCAAUCUUAGAGAUGGUUUCAAAGGCAGUUAUGUAUGAAACAGUGUGCAUUUAUUUUGAAGGGGUGUGGAGUUUUGGGUAGUAGUAUGCAGUGGGGAGGAUUAGUUAGUUGGGAGAGGCAGAUUUUAAUAUAUUUCAAGUUAUUAUGACUGAUGAUGUAAAAGCCAAUCCAUAGUUCUGGUUGUGUUUGCUCUCUCCUCAUUUUAACUCAGGGUAACUGAGACCGAUGAUGUGGGUUACAAAUGUGAUGAUUUCUUGUUGGACCUAAUAUAGGCAGGGAGGAGGACAGGCCACGCCUCCCGCUCCUGCUCUGUCUGUGGUGCAGACCAUGUGACCGUCCACAGACCUGCUAUCCAAUCUUGAAAAAAAAAGAACGGAAACCACCGGCGUUGGGUAAAUGAAAUGAACUGAAAUAGCACUUUUCUACCUAAGAGUUAGAGAAAAAUGGUUGUAGCUCUUCUCAGAGGCAGACGGAGCAAAGAGCGACGUGGAGGGCACGGAUUCAAAAAGCUUUAGUGUGUGAAACCUUUCCGAGAGCUGCAGCUUGGACCCAAACUCCUUCUUUUCUCCACCUAAUUACCUCUGCGCUAAAACGAAAAAAA
Oryzias latipes (Japanese medaka) is the source of this 4973-nucleotide messenger RNA. RefSeq names its product ligand dependent nuclear receptor corepressor (gene lcor). Gene Ontology annotation, cellular component: nucleus. Gene Ontology annotation, biological process: regulation of transcription by RNA polymerase II. Lineage: Eukaryota; Metazoa; Chordata; Actinopteri; Beloniformes; Adrianichthyidae. Gene Ontology annotation, molecular function: DNA binding. The record is from RefSeq and is a predicted model, not a curated record.